Molecule: messenger RNA, 1364 nt
Organism: Asterias rubens (European starfish)
Lineage: Eukaryota; Metazoa; Echinodermata; Asteroidea; Forcipulatida; Asteriidae
Product: protein RD3-like
Exons: 2
Coding region: 80-676 (198 amino acids)
Source: RefSeq, a predicted model, not a curated record
GAGAGUGCCGAUGACAGCGUGCAGUGUACUUGCAGUCGCAGCUAUUAUACCAGGACAGACUCUAUCCUAACCGGAGAGUAUGCCACUGACGUCGCUCUUCCGCAACGAGCUGAAACUCACUGAGCGGAAUGAGACGAGUGUGGUACGCGAGUGUCUCUUGACGGAACUCGAAUUCCAGAUCAAAGAGUGCGAGAAUGCCAACCGGCAACGGGAGGACGAGCAGAAGAAGAAGCAGGGCGUGGCCGACUACAGCUGGCUGGCAAGCGCCCCGCCCAAAUAUUACUCCGUACCCCAGCUCCAGAUGCUGCAACUCGAGGAACUAUGCAGCGCGAUUAAGUCGACGGAAACUGGUCGGAUAAUCAACAGAUAUCGAGAGUUGUUAGUGAGAGAACCCAGGGUCGAGGAGUUGCCGUUACUCAUGAAAGCGGUUAUGGAUCAGGUGAUACAAGAGCGCCCUCAGGAGGAAACACUUAGCGAGUGGGUUGUCAAAAGAACUACUAGUCUGACACGGAUGCGUAAUCACGUCCGCGUGUCUCCGUUGAAUCUGGAUGAUGACGAUGUUAAUAAUAAAGCCACUAAACGAUCACUGAGCAUGCCGGAGUUCAGCGCCCGGCGGACGGUGCAGCCGCGGAGCCUUGCGGAGUUUUGUACACACAUAGACGACCUUCCAGUUUAACAAUCACCUUGUCCGGCAUGAAUGGCCAAUAGUGCCAGUUUUUCUAUUUUUAAUCUCUCCAGAAAAAUAAAUCAACUCGCUUGAAGGCACAGGGUGGUUCACAUGCCUCUUUUGGAUGUUUCACCAUUUCUUGUACUUUUUAAAGACGGUCAGAUAUAUUUCUGGUCUACGGUCAGGAAUGUGACUCUGACCGAGGCUGAUUUUGGUGUUGAACACACAAAAAUUGGCUCAUAGUGGGACUCGAACUAUUGACCUCCAGAUUAACGUGCCGGCGCUCGGCCAACUGAGCGAUCUAGCCCUAUUUUGGCGAUCUCCCUAUUUUGACUCGCCCCUUCUGGAUGCUUUACAAUUUCUUGUACUUUUUUAAGUUUGAGGUUAGUGAACAUGUUUUCCGGGCGUGGUCUUCGUUUCUUCGAGAGGAACAGAUAACGAUCGUCUUGGUGAAGGGCUCACAAGACAACUUCAACAAAGACGGGAGUAAGCUAUUCUUGCCUCAAUGAAGUCAAAAUCGAGCGUAUCACAUGCAAUUUCUUGUUAGCUGUAUGAGUUUCCCAUACCCCCAGUAGUUUGCUUUGGUGCCCCCUAGGUAGAAAGAGUGAAGGUUUGGUCAUAGAUUGAUAAAUUCUCCACAACUUUAUUGCCAUAAAAACUUGGUGAGAAGCACUGCAGCUUCAACUCUUUUAAGAAA